AUGCAGAAAGUAAUGGACCUUGUUUGCUUUCUAUGUUUACCAGCAGAUGUUGGUUCUGGUAUGACGUGUUGUGAUUGGAAUUUAACCUUUGAUGAUCAUUCUCUGUGCUUAACUACAUCUACGGUGGAUACUUCUAAUUUGAUUUCUGGUCUCUACCUUCUUAUCAUCCGUUUGGUGGAAUUAUCAUAUCAAGGUCUUGUUAUUGUCUUUGUCUGUAUGCUUGUUCUUGAUCUAGAUCUAGAGCACAUGCUAAAUGUUAUACGCAAUGCAAGUAAAGGUUAUGGUGCGGGCGCCUCUUCUAGCAAGAGAAAGCAAUUAAUUUUCUUCCCUCCAUUUCGCGAUUCCUUUUCUGUUAUGAAUCCAUCUAAUCCAUACUACCUUCAUCCGAAUGAGAAUCCGUCUCUUGUACUUGUGUCCACUGUUCUCAAUGAGAAGAACUAUCAUUCUUGGGCUCGUGCCAUGAAAAUGGCAUUAUUAUCCAAAAAUAAAUAUAGAUUUGUUGAUGGAACUCUACCAGCACUGCCGAUUGCGGAUCCGAUGCGCGUUGCUUGGCAAAGAUGCAACACAACAGUUUCAUCCUGGAUUACAAGAUCCUUAUCUCUUUCCAUCACACAGAGUAUCAUAUGGAUUGAUUCAAUAGCUGAGAUCUGGAAAGAUCUUCAAGAAAGGUUUUCACAGGGAGACAUUUUCAGAAUUUCAGAUCUGCAGGAAGAAAUAUAUGCAUUCAAACAAGGUGAUCGUACUGUCACUGAAUAUUUUACAGAACUCAAGAUACUAUAUGAUGAGUUAAUGAAUUUCAGACCUAUACCUGUUUGCACAUGCAUUGAUCCUUGUGCUUGUGGUGCUGUGGCAAAAUUUACUACAUAUCAGAAAAAUGACUAUGCAAUUCGCUUCCUUAAAGGACUGAAUGACAGAUUCACUCAUGUUAGAUCUCAAAUCAUACUUAUAGAUCCUUUGCCUUCCAUAAAUAAAGUUUUCUCACUAGUUGUACAGCAAGAGAGACAAUUAGAUCUUGGUGAAAAUGUGAAGGUAUUUGUUAGUGCAAAGGCAUCAAAUCUUGAAGGAAACUCUCAAAGAGCAAUUAGCUUUAAUCAGUCACAGAACAGAAAUGCUUUCUACAGAAAUCCUUUUAGCAAUGCAAAGGUGUGCACCUACUGUGGAAAGCAGAGGCAUACUGUAGAUACAUGCUACAAGAAACACGGAUUCCCUCCUGGUUUUAAGUUUAGAAACUCAUCUAUCAAUCAUAUUGCAAUGCAUGAUGCUGCUAAAACAGAUGAAAGUGUACAAUCGUAUCAGAUGCCGGCAAUUGUAAGUUCUGGUGGAUCAUGUGCUCCAUUUACUCAAGAGCAAAUCCAGCAGUUAUUAGCUUUAAUUCAACCUUCAGAUUUAGCAGUUUCACACACCACUAACCAAGUCAGUACUAGUAAUGCUUCAGUCUCAAUUCCCACAGGUAAUUCAGUGUCACUGUCAUGUUUUUCCAAGUCUCAUUUUUGGCUCUUAGACACAGGGGCAACAGAUCAUAUUUGUUUUUCUCUAUCUCUUUUCUCUUCUUACAAAAGAAUUCACCCUAUUCAUGUCAAGUUACCAAAUGGUGAACAGCUAAUGUCACAUUUUUUAGGCACAAUUAGCAUCAAUGAUGAUCUCUGCCUCACAAAUGUCCUUUAUAUUCCUUCUUUCACUUUCAAUCUAAUCUCAGUCACUAAACUUACUACUGCUCUUAAUUGCUGCUUGGUGUUUGGCAACAAUUAUUGUUUCAUUCAGGCAAUAAAACCCUAG
Molecule: messenger RNA, 1776 nt
Organism: Manihot esculenta (cassava)
Lineage: Eukaryota; Viridiplantae; Streptophyta; Magnoliopsida; Malpighiales; Euphorbiaceae
Exons: 6
Coding region: 1-1776 (591 amino acids)
Source: RefSeq, a predicted model, not a curated record